UCAUAUCAUACAACAACUUGGUUCUUCUCUCUUGCUACAUAUUCCUAUUUGGUAUUAUGAUGAUGAAGACUUUGAGCAUCCUUUUGAUUUUUUCGUUGCUAAGCAAUGGAAAUUUGCUUGGACGGGUAGAAGCAAGGUCUCUCAAUACGAUGAGUGCAGCAACUACGGACGAUUUCUUGCCCAUACCACCCAUUGGAACUCUGAAGCAGUCUACUUUGAGCAUUGGUGAGGGCCACAACUUCAAUGAUGCCAAUACUCUUGCUAAUGUCAAAGCAUCUGGCCCAAGCCCGAAAGGCGGUGGCCAUCAAGGCCACAACUUCAAUGAUGUCAAUACUCUUGCUAAUGUCAAAGUAUCUGGCCCAAGCCCGAAAGGCGGUGGCCAUCAGGGCCACAACUUCAAUGAUGCCAAUACUCUUGCUAAUGUCAAAGCAUCUGGCCCAAGCCCGAAAGGCGGUGGCCAUAAGGGCCACAACUUCAAUGAUGCCAAUACUUUUGGUCACAUCAAGGACUACAGCCCGAGAACCAACGUUGCCCACAACUUUGCUGUCGAUGCCGAUACUCUUGCUAAUGUCAAAGCAUCUGGCCCCAGCCCUGGCGGCGGUGGCCAUCAUGGAUGUUGUUAAUGAUCCAGCUUUUUAAUGCUUAGACAAAAGUCGCUUUAAACACAGUGAAUAAAGAGCGAUUUUAUUAAUA
Molecule: messenger RNA, 693 nt
Organism: Cucurbita moschata (crookneck pumpkin)
Lineage: Eukaryota; Viridiplantae; Streptophyta; Magnoliopsida; Cucurbitales; Cucurbitaceae
Exons: 3
Coding region: 57-623 (188 amino acids)
Biological process (GO): innate immune response; regulation of developmental process
Source: RefSeq, a predicted model, not a curated record